Molecule: messenger RNA, 1807 nt
Organism: Neocloeon triangulifer
Lineage: Eukaryota; Metazoa; Arthropoda; Insecta; Ephemeroptera; Baetidae
Gene: Nadk2
Product: NAD kinase 2, mitochondrial
Exons: 6
Coding region: 129-1304 (391 amino acids)
Biological process (GO): NAD+ metabolic process
Cellular component (GO): mitochondrion
Molecular function (GO): NAD+ kinase activity
Source: RefSeq, a predicted model, not a curated record
UUUCAGAGAAAAGCAGACGAAAAUAAUCAGACCAACAAAAUCAGACUUUGGCCGUGCUCUGGCCCUCGCCGGACAAUAUUUUCGUACAUUCCAGAGUGACACUUGAUGCGAAAAAGUGGAGGCGCAAAAUGCGGCGGCAGGCGUUCGAGUGUUCGAAGGCGCUGAUCGUGUCCAAGUUGUCUCGCUACGAGUUCGAGCGGUUUCGGCAGCCAAGCCUGUCGGCGGCGCAGCUCGAGAAGGAGUUGCGGCGCCGCGGCUCCGACUACGAGUUGCUGCUGCACCACCACCACGUCCACAAGUCGUGCGAGGCGGCCGUCGACGCCGCCCUAAAGGCCCGCAACGUCCAGACCCGCGUCGUCAACAGACUGACGCUGAAGGAGGGGAGCGUGGAGUGGGCGGACGGGGUGUUCACGGCGGGUGGCGACGGGACGUUCCUGCUGGCGGCGAGCAGGGUGCCGGACAACCGGACGCCGGUCAUUGGCUUCAACUCGGACCCGACGCGCUCCGAGGGCUUCCUCUGCCUGCCCAGCCACUUUUCGCGCAACAUCUCCGAGGCCGUCGAGCGCCUCUUCGCCGGACACUUCCACUGGACCUUCCGGACGCGCGUCCGCAUCACCCUCGUCGGCUCGGACGUCUUCCAGCCCCCCAUCGAACUCCACGACCAGCAGCUCCUUCACCCUGAGUUCAGAUUCUUUGACUGUCUGCAGGAGCAGCUGCCGAGCGCCAAGUCUGACAAGCGGAGCGACGAGCAGAAGCGCGUUCUGCCCGUUUUGGCACUUAAUGAGGUGUUCAUGGGCGAGCGGCUGUCGGCGCGCGUUUCGUACCACGAGGUGCGGCUGAACGGGGGCGCCAGGGUCAAGGUCAAGAGCUCGGGUGUUUGUGUUUCCACAGGCACGGGCUCAACCUCGUGGGCGCACUCAAUCGGCCGCCUCUCCUCUGACGGCGCCCACGAACUCCUGCGCGCCCUCCUUGCCGAGCGACCCGACCUUGACCUCGACCUCGACGACCAGAACCUCCUCCAAAACGUCACCAACAGAUACAACAACGCUCUUGUCUUCGGACCAGAGGAGAGUCGUCUGACGUAUGUGAUCCGGGACAUGAUCAGCGGGGGUGUGUGGCCGUCGCCGCGGGGGGUGAUUUCGCCGAGGGGGUUCGCGCACCACCUCGAGGUCAAGUCGCGGUGCGGCGACGCGGCCCUGGUCGUCGACGGCGGCGUCUCCUUUGACUUCAACGACGGCACCGUCGCCCUCCUCGAACUCCACCCCGACGACGCCCUCCGCACCGUCACCCUCGCCCCGCCCUGACCAAAGGCAAACGCGGAACUAACGGUCCAAAAUUAAUUGAAAACAGAAUUGUUUUCCCCUUUUUUCAUAAGCAUAUUUGAUGAAAAUUUUAAGAAAUUUUGUAUCCGUCUUCAAAGUUGGCAACAAUUCAAUCUAUUUUGGCGAAGAUUUUUAAUUUUCCUUAACAAAAUUAUGUAAGUCCAGUUCAAAAAUCAUUGUAAUGAUAAUGAUCAUUGGCAGCUUGUUUUUCUUUUUUGUAAUAAUAACCGAUCUGAAAAGUCUAUGUUAACACAAAAGGUUGCUUCGAAAUUUGUGACAUUCGUGGUGCCAUAACAUAUAAUGUAAAGAAGGAUCAGGCAGAGUUUAGUGAAAGAGAAUGGGUGAAUGAAGAAGUGAAGAAGAAAUUUGUAGCUCCGGUGAUACAAUAUUUUGUACCAAAUCCAAAAGUUUAAUUAUGCGUGUACAUAUAUAUAUUUGUUGUUGGCGUCCCGCGAGGGACAUUAAAAAUUUUACCCCAAUCUCAA